AAGCUAUAGAAAUUAGGCAUCAACGAAAUGAACCCAUCGACUCUGCCAACCUUGAUUAGUUGACGUACUCAUUGUACAACUUGUAACACCAAUUCGUGUGAUCGAAAUUUGCAUUCAAUCAUCUCUAGUAUACACAAUUAUACACCAUCCCCAAAAAUUACUCCAAACAGUAACAGACCAACAGUUAUGUCAUAUAUUGUCAUCCACUUGAACCGUUGAUAGGGAACACAGGUUUUACCGCGGCACUAGCAGAAGUCCCUCAAACCGCCAAUCUAAACCUCCAACCCCCCAAAUCUCUCUUUAUCUCUACCCCAUCAAAAAGUUCAAUUUCGAAAUCAGUUUAUUUGAUCAGUAAUCGCGAAGAAGGGAGCUUCUUAAACCCUUCAAAUUCAACUAUUCAAUGAGCAGUAGCAGCAGCAGCAGCAAUUCUAGACCGCCAGCAGAAGACGCUUGGAUUCACGCUUACAAGACCUUAAUUCCCCAAUGGCAACACCUCUCACUUUCUCUAUCCCACUCUCACCAGUCAUUAAUUCCAAUAUCGAUAUCUAGAGUAAACCAAUUCGAUGCGGCAAGACUGGACAUUGAAAUGUCAGCCAUGUUGAAAGAACAGUUAGUUAAGGUCUUCUCCUUGAUGAAGCCAGGAAUGUUAUUUCAAUAUGAAGCAGAACUUGAUGCUUUCCUCGAGUUUCUUAUCUGGCGGUUCUCAAUUUGGGUAGAUAAGCCUACUCCAGGAAUUUCUCUCAUGAACCUUAGAUAUAGAGACGAACGUGCACUGGAAGCGAGAGGAAAAGUCAGGACAGGAUUGGAAGGACCUGGACUUACAGUUGCACAAAAGCUUUGGUAUUGUGUUGCCACUGUCGGUGGUCAAUACAUCUGGGCACGGUUGCAAUCGUUCUCUGCUUUUCGUAGGUGGGGCGAUUCUGAACAGAGGUCACUAGCACGAGGAGCGUGGAUUAUGAUACAACGCAUAGAAGGACUCUAUAAAGCUGCCUCAUUUUGCAACCUGCUUUUAUUUCUCUAUACAGGAAGGUAUAGGACUCUUAUUGAAAGAGCUCUAAGAGCUAGGCUGGUUUAUGGGAGCCCUAUUAUGAACCGAGCAGUUAGCUUUGAGUACAUGAACCGCCAGUUAGUAUGGAAUGAAUUCUCGGAGAUGUUAUUGUUGCUUCUUCCUCUUCUUAACUCAUCAUCCGUGAAAAACUUUCUUCGCCUGUUUUCCAAGGAUAAAUCUUCAAGUUCAACAGAUGAUGACUCUGCUUGCCCCAUCUGCCAGGCCAGUCCAACCGUUCCAUUUUUCGCUCUCCCCUGUCAGCACAGAUACUGCUACUACUGCCUAAGAACACGGUGUGCAGCAGUCCCGUCCUUCAGAUGUUCCAGAUGUAAUGAACCAGUCGUUGCCAUGCAGCGGCAGGCCAACAAUCCAAAUCAAAAGCAAUGAUAAUCACAGAUGGAGAUGCAAGCAUUUUAUAGUACAAGCAAAAAAGUACAAAAUAAAGUAAUAUUUACCUUCCUUCCCUACAUCUAUUAAGCAUCAUAUGUU
Molecule: messenger RNA, 1537 nt
Organism: Fragaria vesca subsp. vesca
Lineage: Eukaryota; Viridiplantae; Streptophyta; Magnoliopsida; Rosales; Rosaceae
Product: peroxisome biogenesis protein 2-like
Exons: 8
Coding region: 401-1435 (344 amino acids)
Biological process (GO): protein import into peroxisome matrix
Cellular component (GO): peroxisomal membrane
Molecular function (GO): zinc ion binding
Source: RefSeq, a predicted model, not a curated record